AAGUGACGGGGGACAGAGCGGCAGGAGGAUCAUGACUUUUCUUCUCUCUUGUACUUUCCUGUGAGCGGACUGACAACAGAGAACAGCUUCAACAUGUUCUUCAGGAGUGUGGAGGAUAGCACUGAGAUGUGGGACAUAGGGAGGGACGGCACUGAGCAUUUACUUCCUUCAACGUCCACUCAGAGGACAUUUGACUAUGUACUGGUGGCCAACAAGAUGGACGAUGUCUUGGACCAGAAGGCUCAGAGACAGAGAGCCUUCAUCGGGGAGCUAGAAAAAAAAAACGUCACAGUCACUAGGAUCCUCCAUGAUGACAAAGUGUUUUUCGGCCUCCGUAUUCCCUGUGAGAUGUUUAAAGACUACCAGUACCUGCUCAAAGUGUCCGACGCCUGCAACUGGUGUGCAGAUGGGAAGGGCUCUGACAAGCAGGCUACCAGAAUCCGAAUUGUCCACUUCAUCCUCCAUCACACCUUCAUCAACACAGGAGAGAACCUGGAGGAACUGGUGAUAAAGGGUGUGUUUGAUACCAUGUUCUGCCUUCAUGAGAAAAAGAAACAGAAAGAACUAAAGAAGAAGUGGGCUCGAUGGUCUGGUCUGUUUACAGGCCAACCAGUCAAGGACAUCAGGUGUUACUUUGGAGAGAAAGUUGCUUUGUACUACCUGUGGCUGGGCUGGUACACCAUGCUGCUGGUUCCAGCUGCUGUUCUGGGUGUUGUUGUGUUCCUGUAUGGACUCGCCUUUUUCAACACCAGUCCUCUAAUUAAGGAAGUGUGUCAGUCCAGCAUUAUUAUGUGUCCUCGCUGUGACAAGAGGUGUACAGUAUGGCAGCUGUCAGACACCUGCACCUACGCUAAGGUCAGCCACCUGUUUGACAAUGAGGGCACUGUGGCUUUUGCUAUGUUCAUGGCAAUCUGGGCCACUCUGUUCCUGGAGCUGUGGAAGAGACACAGAGCCAAACAUGUUUCUGACUGGAAGGUCUAUAACUGGUGUGAAGAGGAGGAGGAAAUAAUUCUGCAAAUAGUCAAUGAUCCACAGUGUCAACCCAAACACUUCAGGCACUCCUACAGGCGCAGCACUCUGGUCCUCAUUCUGGUUACUCUUAUGCUGAUGCUGAUCAUAGGUCUUGCGCAUGCCUUGGUGGUGUUUCGAGUGGUGGCUGCUCCCUUGAUGUCUGAGGGCAGCUGGGAGUUCAUCAGGGAUCAUGCCAACACUGUGGCUGUGAUGCUCGGGGCCGUGCUGCACUAUGUCACUAUGCAGAUCAUGACUCGGGUAAACCGAUGGGUGUCCCUUCAGCUGUGUAAACUAGAGAAGACAAACUCAUUUGCCGCCACAGAGAGGAGCUUCACUGUCAAGAUGUUCACCUUCCAGUUCUUCACUCUUUUCUCCUCACUGUUUUAUGUGGCCUUCUUCCUGGGCAGGAUAAAUGGCCAUCCAGGGAACUAUGUGCGUAUUGCUGGAUGGAGACUGGAGGAGUGCCAUCCUAGUGGUUGUUUGACAGACCUCUUCAUCCAGAUGGCUAUUAUCAUGCUGCUCAAACAGACACUCAAUAACAUCUUUGAGUUCACUGUGCCCUGGUUCAAGAGUUGUCUGAGCAGAAACACUGCAAAAAAACUGCAGAGGAAGUGUGGAUACUGUUACAGGAAGACCUGCCGUGACGAAAAUGGACAGGUUGAACCGUGUGACAUCUGCAAACUUCGGAACUGGCUGUCAAAUUACCACCUAGCUAACACAGACUCCUUCAGUCUUUUCAACGAGUUCCUGGAGAUGGUGGUGCAGUUCAGUUUCACCACCAUAUUUGUGGCAGCGUUCCCCCUCGCCCCCCUGCUGGCUCUCAUCAACAACGUCUUUGAGAUCCGCCUGGAUGCCAUCAAGAUGGUCAGCCUGGAACGGCGGCUGGUUCCAAGGAAGACCAACGACAUUGGUGUGUGGACAAGGUUGUUGGAGGCCAUCGGUGUGUUAGCAGUGAUUGCUAACGGUCUGGUCAUUGGAAUUACUUCAGACUUCAUUCCACGCCUCGUCUACCAUUACCGCUAUGGCCCCUGUGCUAAUGGAACCCUUCAUACACACUGCAUGCAGGGCUACAUUAAUGACACUCUGGCAACAGCUUCUCUGGAACACCCAGCAGUUCGAAUGGACUUUCGCGACGAUCAGAUGGUCUUGGACAACAAAAUCUUCAACAUCACACAGUGCAGCUACAGAGACUACAGAAAAGAUGACUACACUCUGACUUCUCAGUUCUGGUUGGUUUUGGCUGUGCGCUUUGCUUUCAUCAUCUUGUUUGAGCAUGUUCUAGUGGUGUGCAAGUUUAUAGCGUCCUGGUUUGUCCCCAACAAUCCCAUUAAAGGGAAGAAUGAUCGCCUGGAAGAUAAACUGGGUCGGCUGAAGGAGGAGCUAAGUGAAAUGAAACGCAGCAAAUCAACAGACGUCUGACCUCCUACAGCUGACCUCAGAUCUGCCUCCGCUGAUGAGUGGUUGAAGCAUCGAAGGGAAAGAUGGUGCCUUCUUUUUAUAAUUUAUAUUUGCUGUUGUAACAUGAGGCUCGAAUGUAUUAAAUUGUGUGACGUUUAAGUGUCAGGGUAUGAUUUGAUGUUUAUUACUCCUGCUGCCAUGUUGCCACAUAACCAUCACACUACAUGUAACACAACUUACAGUGGUGAUGUUUUAAUAUUAAAAUGUAAGAAAGAAUAUAA
Molecule: messenger RNA, 2690 nt
Organism: Centropristis striata (black sea bass)
Lineage: Eukaryota; Metazoa; Chordata; Actinopteri; Perciformes; Serranidae
Gene: ano9b
Product: anoctamin 9b
Exons: 24
Coding region: 94-2430 (778 amino acids)
Biological process (GO): chloride transmembrane transport
Cellular component (GO): plasma membrane
Molecular function (GO): chloride channel activity
Source: RefSeq, a predicted model, not a curated record